This is a messenger RNA of Hippocampus comes (tiger tail seahorse), 1306 nucleotides long. RefSeq names its product lactoylglutathione lyase-like. Lineage: Eukaryota; Metazoa; Chordata; Actinopteri; Syngnathiformes; Syngnathidae. Gene Ontology annotation, molecular function: metal ion binding; lactoylglutathione lyase activity. Bases 307 to 777 code for a protein of 156 amino acids. The record is from RefSeq and is a predicted model, not a curated record. The transcript is spliced from 6 exons.
CCUGUACAGGCUCGCCUACGCCACGCCUUGGGGCACACGAAGCAGGCAGACGGUCGGUCCGCUUGUCGUCUUUGGACAGACGUUCCAACUGGCGCGCCAAAGUCAACUUAAAAAACAAAAACCCAAAACAUCUUCCUAAGUCUUCCAGAGCGCCGGCGCCAUGGACAGAGGAGGUUUGUCGGAGGAAGCAGUGGCGGACGCCUGCAAGGACGGAGAUCCCGCCACCAAGAUCGGGCGUCAAGGUGGCUUUGCGAAUGGGGUAGUGACGUCACGGCGGGGUCCUGUCUUUGCUGCCUUUAGGACUACAUGAUGCAGCAGACCAUGCUGAGGGUGAAAGAUCCCGCUCGCUCCCUCGACUUCUAUACGCGAAUCCUCGGAAUGACGCUGCUGCAGAAGAUCGACUUCCCGUCGGUACGCUUCAGCCUUUACUUCCUGGGUUUCGAAAACAAGGCCGACAUUCCGUCCGACAUCCGGGAGAGGACGGCCUGGACUUUUUCCCGACGAGCCACCUUGGAGCUUACCCAUAACUGGGGCUCAGAGUCGAACGCAAGUUUGUCUUACCACAACGGAAACAGCGACCCCAUCGGCUUCGGUCACAUUGGCAUCGCCGUGCCCGACGUCGGCAUCGCUUGUCACUUGUUUCAAUCUUUGGGCGUCAGAUUCAUCAAGAAACCGCACUCUGGCAAGAGGAAAGGUCUGGCCUUCAUCCAGGAUCCCGACGGCUACUGGAUCGAGAUCUUCACUCCGGACAAGAUGGCGGCCUUGAUGGCGCCUUGAUGCCGAUCUGCUGACGGAUGCCAGAAUGCGGUGGCAAACGGCCUUUCAUUUUGCCGCACGUUUGUUUAUUGUUACCACGGUUACAAUUCGCAGACUUUCAAAGCUCAUCCCCAACGUCUCUUUUGGAUGUCUUGACGUGUCAAACGAGGUGACGUCAUCACCAUGCAGCGGUGACCCCGUCAUUAUGCGGUGGAGGCGACGUCAUCACCUCUGGCGAGAUAUUUCCGAUGUGCGUGAGAGGUUUUUGUUCUGAGCGAGUUAUUUUUUUUGGGGGGGGGGGUUGGGUUCAUGAUGUUGAUGUGUGAUUUUUUUUUUUUUUUUGCCUAUGACAAUAUAUUUGGCAAGCAUAAGAGUUUUUCUGGCAAGUGGGGAAAAUUGUCGGGUGAGUUUAUGGGUGAAUGUGAAAGAUUCUUCGUGUGAAGGUUUUUUUGUCACGUGUGAGAGGAUAUUAACUUGGCGGCUUGUAACUGGGAAAGUCAAUUCCUUGCGUGUUUGACAUACUUGGCCAAUAAAUCUGAUUCUGAUACUC